AUGCGCACCAUUGACGGAAUUGACAACUAUCUCACCCUUCUGCUUUACCUGCGAAUGUUUACUUCCCAUCUACUAUUACCUCAAGAUGUAAUAAAGCAGAUAUUAACUCCACGAUUCAUGCAAGAAAUUGAGCCUGAAAUAAAACAGAGCUCUAAUAUUAAGGAGAUUGAGAUGUUCAAUUCACUUCAGGUGUCGUGGUUCGAGAACCCACCGAAACCUCUAGGUCGCUUGGGAAAAGAAGCGUCGGACGCCGGAAUCUCAAAAUUGUUUGAAUCCGUGAUGGACGGCUCAAAAGGAGCCGCAAAAAUCAUGGAUUGCAUUGAAUGCAAUCAGAGACAAGAAUCAGCUUUCGUAUUGUCGUGUAUGCACCUCUGUUGUUUCAAGUGCAUACCAAAGUUACCACAAGUUGGAGAUAAACAAAUUACGUGCCGUUGUGGCUUGACUGUAACCUACGAACUAUACCUUGAUCUCCAAAAAUCCUGCCGUAGCAAGGCAAUACGGAGGGCAAGAGGCUCGAAGUCUCGAUGCAUCGACGAAUUCGAACAGGAUAAGGGAACUCCAACUAUUAGCGAAACGGUACUGAGCGCGAAGCUAAGGGCUGUGAAAGUGUUCAUUUCUAAAUGGCUCAAGGAGUCACCAGAUAUUAAAAUCACAAUAUUCACACAGUUUCUAGGAAUGAUUAGUGCCAUAUCCUCGGUAUGUGAGGCUGAAGGUUGGAGAUACACCACGGUAUGA
This is a messenger RNA of Trichophyton rubrum CBS 118892, 735 nucleotides long. RefSeq lists its product as uncharacterized. Lineage: Eukaryota; Fungi; Ascomycota; Eurotiomycetes; Onygenales; Arthrodermataceae. Bases 1 to 735 code for a protein of 244 amino acids. The transcript has a single exon. The record is from RefSeq and is a predicted model, not a curated record.